AACCUUUUUCCUUUUUCAGCAUUUUUCUGUUAAAUCGCAUUUUCAGAUCACACCGUCCUCCCUUUUUCCUUCCUCCCCGAUAUUCUCGUAUUUCUGUUAGAAAUAUCUCAGCUUAUGUAUAAAAAGUGAGACCUGCAUUCUGAAAAAGUGAAGAAAUAAAGAUGAAGAAAAUAAUAGUCGGAGUAUGUGUAAUGGAAAAGAAGGUGAAAUGCGGCCCCGAGGUUUUCUCAGCUCCGAUGGGACAAAUACUUGAGAGGCUUCAAGCGUUUGGUGAAUUUGAAAUCAUCUAUUUUGGAGACAGAGUUAUACUGGACGAACCGGUAGAGAGCUGGCCAUUGUGUGAUUGUUUGAUUGCUUUUCAUUCCUCUGGAUAUCCGCUUGAGAAAGCCGAAGCAUAUGCUGCACUAAGGAAACCUUUCCUUGUCAAUGAACUGGAACCACAACACCUUCUUCAUGAUCGGAGGAAAGUAUACGAGUGCCUCGAAAUGUAUGGAAUUCCAGUUCCAAGAUAUGCAUUUGUAAAUAGGGACAAACCAUAUCAAGACUUGGAGUAUUUUGUCGAGGAAGAAGAUUUUGUUGAAGUUCAUGGGCAGCGAUUUUGGAAGCCUUUCGUGGAGAAGCCUGUUCAUGGUGACGAUCACAGAAUAAUGAUAUAUUACCCCAGCUCAGCAGGGGGUGGCAUGAAAGAGUUAUUUCGAAAGGUUGGGAAUAGAUCAAGUGAGUUUCAUCCAGAUGUUAGAAGAGUGAGACGCGAGGGGUCUUAUAUAUACGAGGAAUUUAUGCCAACCGGAGGAACAGAUGUUAAGGUGUAUACAGUUGGUCCUGAAUAUGCACAUGCUGAGGCAAGGAAGUCUCCUGUUGUUGAUGGCGUAGUUAUGAGAAAUCCAGAUGGCAAAGAAGUCAGGUAUCCAGUGCUUCUUACUCCAAAUGAGAAGCAAAUGGCAAGAGAAGUUUGCAUUGCAUUUAGGCAAGGGGUGUGCGGGUUUGAUCUCUUGCGCUGUGAAGGCCGUUCAUAUGUUUGUGAUGUGAAUGGUUGGAGCUUUGUUAAAAACUCUUAUAAAUAUUAUGAUGAUGCUGCCUGUGUGUUGAGGAAGAUGUUUCUAGAUGCCAAAGCUCCUCAUCUGUCAACGACAAUUCCACCAGUUUUGCCUUGGAAGGUCAAAGAACCAGCUCAACCGGAGGGUCUAACACGUCAGGGAAGUGGGAUCAUUGGCUCAUAUGGACAGGCCGAGGAGUUGCACUGUGUGAUUGCCAUUAUUCGUCAUGGUGACAGAACUCCAAAGCAAAAAGUAAAGUUGAAGGUUACCGAGGAAAAGUUGUUGAAUAUAAUGCUAAAAUACAAUGGUGGAAGACCCAGAUCUGAGACAAAACUCAAAACUGCGGUCCAGUUGCAGGACUUGUUGGAUGCGACACGCAUAUUAGUACCUCGUUCGAGACCUGGUCCAGGAAGUGAUAGUGAAGCUGAAGACAUUGAACAUGCUGAAAAGCUUCGUCAAGUUAAAGCAGUUCUUGAAGAGGGUGGCCAUUUUUCUGGCAUUUACCGGAAGGUUCAACUUAAGCCACUUAAGUGGGUUAAAGUUGCAAAAGGUGAUACUGAAGAAGAGCGCCCCAUAGAAGCACUCAUGGUUCUUAAAUAUGGUGGUGUUCUUACACAUGCUGGUCGCAAACAGGCGGAAGAGCUGGGCAGAUAUUUUCGCAACAAUAUGUAUCCAGGUGAAGGUACUGGACUGCUUCGCCUCCACAGUACAUAUCGACAUGACCUUAAGAUUUACAGCUCUGAUGAAGGUCGUGUGCAGAUGUCAGCUGCUGCCUUCGCAAAGGGACUUCUAGACUUGGAAGGACAAUUAACACCAAUACUGGUUUCACUUGUUAGCAAGGACUCAUCAAUGUUAGAUGGACUUGAUAAUGCAAGUAUUGAGAUGGAAGAAGCUAAGGCUAGAUUGAACGACUUGAUAACAGCUGGAGUGAAGGCAGUGCAAGCCAACGGAUCAUCUAAAAGACCCUGGAUGGUUGACGGGGCUGGUCUUCCGCCGAAUGCUUCAGAGCUUCUACCGACACUGGUGAAGCUGACUAAAAAAGUUACUGAACAAGUGAGACUACUAGCAAAGGAUGAAGAUGAGAAGCUUACUGAGACAACUUCUUAUGACGUAAUUCCUCCAUAUGAUCAAGCAAGAGCACUAGGUAAGACAAAUAUUGAUGUUGACCGCAUUGCUGCUGGAUUACCUUGUGGAAGUGAGGGCUUUCUUCUAAUGUAUGCACGUUGGAGAAAGCUGGAGCGGGACUUGUAUAACGAACGCAAAGAUAGAUAUGAUAUAACACAAAUUCCGGAUGUUUAUGACUCGUGCAAAUAUGAUCUCUUGCACAAUGCACAUCUUAAUAUAGAUGGACUGGAUGAGCUCUUUAAAGUUGCUCAGAUACUUGCUGAUGGGGUCAUUCCGAAUGAGUAUGGCAUCAACCCAAAGCAGAAAUUGAAAAUAGGCUCCAAGAUUGCUCGACGCUUGUUGGGUAAAAUUUUGAUCGAUCUGAGGAAUACUCGUGAAGAAGCCAUCAAUGUCGCAGAAUUGAAGUCUUUGAGUCAAAGCUCAACCUCUAUUAAAAAUGUGAAAGAACACUCAGAUCAUCAACCACUAUCUCUGAUCAAGAACGAAGAAUCAAGAAGAACUAGCUUCACCAGUGAAAAGUCAAUGGAUCAGGAUGAAGACGAUGACAAGGAGAUAAAAUACCGUUUGGAUCCAAAGUAUGCUAAUGUGCGGACACCUGAGAGACAUGUCCGGACCCGCCUUUACUUCACAUCCGAAUCUCAUAUCCACUCCUUGAUGAAUGUUCUUCGAUACUGUAACUUGGAUGAAUCUCUUCAAGGGGAGGCCAGCCUCAUUUGUGAUAAUGCUUUGAAGCGCCUUUUGGAAACGAAGGAACUCGAUUACAUGAGCUAUAUUGUAUUAAGGAUGUUUGAGAAUACCGAGGUGAAUUUGGAAGACCCCAAAAGAUAUCGUCUUGAGAUGACGUUUAGCCGUGGUGCAGAUUUAUCCCCUUUGGAGAAAAAUGAUGUUGAAGCAGCAUCACUGCAUCAGGAGCACACGUUGCCAAUAAUGGGUCCUGAAAGGCUGCAAGACAUAGGGGCAUAUCUUACAUUGGAUAAGAUGGAGGAGAUGGUGCGGCCCUUUGCAAUGCCUGCAGAAGACUUCCCCCCACCAACUACUCCUCAGGGGUUCUCAGGUUACUUCAAAAGUGCAGGGGUGUUAGAGCGCCUUGUAAACCUUUGGCCAUUUCACAAGCAUGCAAACGGUAAUGUUAAAUAAACAAGUUGAUAUCUAGAAUUCUCUGAAAAGAAAAGAUAAGUCAAGUUUUGGGAAAGAUUAAAACAAUUACUGAGCUUUAUAGGAACAAAAGUUCUUGCCGCCUUUUAACCAGGUAGAUGUUACUCGGAUAUUCUUUUAUAUAGGAAGUUGAAAAGAUGAUGUUACAUGCCUACAGUGCAACUUUAUGGAUUUUUGCUGAACCAAAGUUACUCUGUAUAGUCUCUGUUUAAGAAAUAUCAAAUGAUUUGGAAGCACCCUUGCAUA
Messenger RNA from Erigeron canadensis, 3563 nucleotides. RefSeq names its product inositol hexakisphosphate and diphosphoinositol-pentakisphosphate kinase VIP2-like. Gene Ontology annotation, biological process: inositol metabolic process; inositol phosphate biosynthetic process. Bases 162 to 3299 code for a protein of 1045 amino acids. The record is from RefSeq and is a predicted model, not a curated record. Lineage: Eukaryota; Viridiplantae; Streptophyta; Magnoliopsida; Asterales; Asteraceae. The transcript is spliced from 31 exons. Gene Ontology annotation, molecular function: 5-diphosphoinositol pentakisphosphate 1-kinase activity; ATP binding; diphosphoinositol pentakisphosphate kinase activity.